This is a messenger RNA of Perkinsus marinus ATCC 50983, 1293 nucleotides long. RefSeq lists its product as hypothetical. The transcript has 9 exons. Lineage: Eukaryota; Perkinsozoa; Perkinsida; Perkinsidae. The coding region runs from base 1 to 1293 and encodes 430 amino acids. The record is from RefSeq and is a predicted model, not a curated record.
AUGCCAGCACCCGAGGAGGUCCCGGCAUCGCAACACAAGGAACAGGCAGGGGUCCGAGCUGAGGAGGCUGAUGAGGAUGCCGGGGGUAGAUCGAGGAGUAGAGGGAAUUGGCGAACAAGGAGGUUCGUCCAAGCUGUAGGAGCUGCGGCCGAGAGUGGAUCAGCUGUGGGCGAGGUUACUGAUAGGCCGGCUCCUGAUCGUGAUGAGAAGCGAAUAGUCAAUCGCCCUCAAGCAGGGAUGCCGUCUGUGCCGGAUGCUGUUGAUGCCGAUGUGGGAAUCUCGGCUGGAGACAGUCGUAGUCCUCAGACACAAGAGGGAGGAGCUCGCUCUGAUGGCAAGGCCCCGAGGGAACCACACAUGAGGAAGUCGGAGGUGGGUAGAAGACAGAGGAAUACAGCAUAUAUGGAGAGCUUGCUAUUGCCAUCGAGAAUGCCCGGGGCACAUCCUGGUGGCGCAGAGAUCGCCAAUCAGGAUGAACAUCAGCAACAAGGGGGCUGGGCUGAUCAAAUGCGCGCUGAUGCUAUCGCUAGGACUAAGAAAGCUACCACGAUUUUAGCUCAACAGCAGUCGACUUCACUGAGCGCUGCUCAUGACCCUGCUGCAAUCGAUGUCCCCACUAUGAAGGCAAGAUUCCAAUCGAUGACCAGCAGAGCCUCUGUUAAUCCAGCAGGGAAGGAGAAAAGGAAAAGCGACCAUAAACGCCGUUCACAGACCCAAUCCGUCGAACAGAUCGAUGCAGCGAGCCAAACUGAGGUUCCUUAUAUGGCUAUGACCGGGGCCCCUGAUACGGCGAUGACCUUAGCUGCUGAUACAAUCAUGGCCGGGGCUCCUCAUACGAUCAUGGCCGGAGAUACUCAUACGACCAUGGCCGGGGCUCCUCAUACGACCAUGGAUGGGGCUACUCAUACGACCAUGGCCGGGGCUCCUCAUACGACCAUGGCCGGGGCCCUUACAGGACCAUGGAUGAGGACGCUUCCACGAGCAUGCCGAUCACCACAAUGGAAGCUGCUACGGUCAUGGCUCGGCUCCCCAUGCGACCGUCGUGAAGAUAAACACACACAAGUUGAUGUUGCUCAGUUGCAGGCCAAGGCGGCUGCUGCUGCCGCGGUGAUGGCGGGCCGGACCGAAUCGGACUCUGGCAGCUCUACAGGCACAGCUGAUGGAGGAGAUAUGGGAGACUUCGCGGAAGAGCUCAUCAAUUGGUUGAAGUUCAACCUUCUACAGUAUCAACAUGCCCAGCUUAUUCAUAUGAAUGUCGGCAUAAUGUUGUUGCUCGCCUUUCAUCCUGUUUGA